Molecule: messenger RNA, 1710 nt
Organism: Indicator indicator
Lineage: Eukaryota; Metazoa; Chordata; Aves; Piciformes; Indicatoridae
Gene: CRNKL1
Product: crooked neck pre-mRNA splicing factor 1
Exons: 11
Coding region: 16-1710 (564 amino acids)
Biological process (GO): mRNA splicing, via spliceosome; spliceosomal complex assembly
Cellular component (GO): post-mRNA release spliceosomal complex; U2-type catalytic step 2 spliceosome; Prp19 complex
Molecular function (GO): protein binding
Source: RefSeq, a predicted model, not a curated record
CUGAAAUAUGCAGAGAUGGAGAUGAAGAACCGCCAGGUUAAUCACGCCCGCAACAUCUGGGACAGAGCCAUUACCACCCUCCCCAGGGUGAACCAGUUCUGGUAUAAGUACACUUACAUGGAAGAGAUGUUGGGGAACAUUGCUGGAUCACGGCAGGUGUUUGAACGUUGGAUGGAGUGGCAACCAGAGGAGCAAGCCUGGCAUUCCUACAUUAACUUUGAGCUGAGAUACAAGGAGGUGGACAGGGCACGGACCAUUUAUGAGAGAUUUGUUAUUGUUCAUCCUGAUGUGAAGAACUGGAUCAAGUAUGCCCGCUUUGAGGAGAAGCACAGCUAUUUUGCUCAUGCCAGGAAAGUGUAUGAGAGGGCAGUGGAGUUCUUUGGAGAAGAGCACAUGGAUGAGCAUUUGUAUGUGGCUUUUGCGAAGUUUGAGGAGAACCAGAAAGAAUUUGAAAGAGUAAGGGUCAUCUACAAGUACGCCUUGGAUAGAAUUCCCAAACAGGAUGCUCAAAAUCUCUUCAAGAACUACACCAUCUUUGAGAAGAAGUUCGGAGACAGAAGGGGAAUUGAAGACAUCAUUGUCAGCAAGAGGAGAUUCCAGUAUGAAGAGGAAGUGAAGGCAAAUCCCCAUAACUAUGAUGCCUGGUUUGACUACCUGAGGUUAGUUGAAAGCGAUGCAGAUGCCGAGACUGUCCGAGAAGUGUAUGAAAGAGCCAUUGCCAACGUGCCCCCAAUUCAGGAGAAGAGGCACUGGAAGAGAUACAUCUACCUUUGGAUUAACUAUGCAUUGUAUGAAGAGCUGGAGGCAAAGGAUCCAGAGCGAACCAGACAGGUGUAUCAGGCAUGUGUGGAGCUCAUUCCCCACAAGAAGUUUACCUUUGCCAAGAUAUGGCUGCUGUAUGCCCAGUUUGAAAUACGCCAGAAAAAUCUCCCACUUGCCAGGAGAGCUUUGGGGACAUCCAUAGGUAAAUGCCCAAAAAACAAACUGUUCAAAGGUUACAUUGAACUGGAGCUGCAACUGCGAGAGUUUGAUCGCUGCCGAAAGCUGUAUGAAAAAUUCCUGGAGUUUGCUCCGGAAAACUGCACAUCCUGGAUUAAAUUUGCUGAGCUGGAGACCAUCCUUGGUGACAUCGACAGAGCCCGUGCAAUAUACGAGCUGGCCAUUGGCCAGCCCCGGCUAGACAUGCCAGAGGUUCUUUGGAAGUCCUACAUUGACUUUGAAAUUGAGCAAGAGGAGUACGAGAAAACAAGAAAUCUGUACCGCAGAUUGCUGCAGAGGACACAGCACGUCAAGGUAUGGAUCAGCUUUGCACAGUUUGAGCUGUCUGCAGGAAGGGAGGAGAGUUUGUCAAGGUGCCGGCAGAUUUACGAAGAGGCCAACAAGGCAAUGCGAAACUGUGAGGAGAAAGAGGAGAGGGUGAUGCUUCUGGAAUCCUGGAGAAGCUUUGAAGAGGAGUUUGGAACUGAGACCACUAAAGAGAGAAUAGAUAAACUUAUGCCUGAAAAGAUAAAGAAGAGGAGGAAACUGCAGGCUGAAGAUGGGUCUGAUGCUGGCUGGGAGGAAUACUAUGAUUAUAUUUUCCCAGAAGACACUGCCAAUCAGCCUAACCUCAAACUGCUGGCCAUGGCUAAACUCUGGAAGAAACAGCAGCAGGAGAGCGAAGCUGCUGAGGUGGACCCAGACAAAGACAUUGAUGAAAGCCAGUCUUAA